CAAACCUGCUCCCUCCCUCCCACCUUUUCCCGGCUGCGUUCAUUCCGUUGGAAGCAGCCUCGAUUCCCAAAUUCCCCACCACCACCUCCUCGUCUCUCUCUCCACGCCCUAAACCUCCAUGGCCGGCUACCCGCCGCACGGCUCCGGCUACCCCUACGGCCCGGGCGCCGGCGGAGGAGGCGGAGGCUACGGCUCCUCCCCGGCCGCCUCCGCCCCGCCCUACGGCGAGAAGCCCCCCAAGGAAGGCAAGACCUCCUCCUCCUCCUCCGCUCCCCCCUACUACGGCGCCCCGCCCUCCUCCCAGCCCUACGGCGGCGGCGGAUACGGGGCCCCGCCCGCCGGCCAGCAGUACGGCGCGCCCUACGGGGCCCCGCCGCCCUCCUCCACCCCCUACGGCGCGCCGCCGACGGCGUACGGGGGCGCGGGCGGGUACGGGAGCCCGUUCGCGUCGCUGGUGCCGUCCGCGUUCCAGCCCGGGACCGACCCCAACGUGGUGGCCUGCUUCCAGUCGGCGGACCGCGACGGAAGCGGGAUGAUCGAUGAUAAGGAGCUGCAGGCCGCGCUCUCAGGCUAUAACCAGAGCUUCAGCCUCCGCACCGUCCACCUCCUCAUGUACCUCUUCACCAACACCAACGUCCGCAAGAUCGGACCCAAGGAGUUUACUUCUGUAUUUUACAGUCUUCAGAAUUGGAGAGGAAUAUUUGAAAGGUUUGAUGGUGAUCGAAGUGGUAAGAUUGACUCAUCUGAACUGCGUGAUGCUCUUCUCAGUCUGGGAUAUUCUGUCUCGCCAACCGUGCUAGACCUGCUUGUGUCUAAAUUUGACAAGACCGGGGGCAAGAACAAAGCAAUUGAAUAUGAUAACUUCAUUGAAUGUUGCCUCACUGUUAAGGGACUGACUGAGAAGUUCAAGGAGAAGGACGCCGCAUUCUCCGGGUCUGCGACUUUUACUUACGAGGCAUUCAUGCUGACCGUGCUUCCUUUCCUCAUCGCCUAGUGGCAGUGUACUUCACAGUUCGGACUUCAGAUUGCGCCGGCUGUGUAAAAGCGGUUAUGUGCAGAGUUGUUUUUAGCUGAGCUCAAAUUCUGGAUUUGACUGGUGUUGCUGCGUUGCGAAUCAUAAAGUUGUACUUAGACAGAAAAUAAACAGGUGAAUGUGCUGCCUGGGAUGCCUGUGGGUGGGUACGGUUAGCCUCAGAAAAUGCUGCAUCUCAUAUAUAGCACUAAUGUGUUUGUUCAAGAACCCACUAGUUAUUUUUUGUGCCAUGCUUCUGCCA
Messenger RNA from Setaria italica (foxtail millet), 1274 nucleotides. RefSeq names its product probable calcium-binding protein CML50. Bases 119 to 994 code for a protein of 291 amino acids. The record is from RefSeq and is a predicted model, not a curated record. Gene Ontology annotation, molecular function: calcium ion binding. The transcript has 5 exons. NCBI's taxonomy places the organism in Eukaryota, Viridiplantae, Streptophyta, Magnoliopsida, Poales, Poaceae.